Penicillium atrosanguineum is the source of this 1575-nucleotide messenger RNA. RefSeq lists its product as uncharacterized. Gene Ontology annotation, biological process: transmembrane transport; carbohydrate transport. Bases 1 to 1575 code for a protein of 524 amino acids. Gene Ontology annotation, cellular component: membrane. Lineage: Eukaryota; Fungi; Ascomycota; Eurotiomycetes; Eurotiales; Aspergillaceae. The transcript has 2 exons. The record is from RefSeq and is a predicted model, not a curated record. Gene Ontology annotation, molecular function: carbohydrate:proton symporter activity.
AUGAAUUUGCGAUCUUCAGAAGAGCUACAGGCUGUGAAGAUGCCAUUGGAGAAAACAUCAAGUCAUGAUGAAGGCCUGCCGACCCGGCAAUCUUUGAUUGAGGCUCUCCAGGCUCAGAAGCCAGAUCCAUGGUCGCCAAACCUGAGAAAGCUUUAUUGCUUUUGUGUUAUUGCUUUUCUUUGCUCGACUAUGAAUGGGUAUGAUGGAUCUAUAUUCGGGUCGUUGCCUGCCCUCGAUGCAUUUCGUGCCCAGUUUGGAGUCGAGAAAAACGGAUCCAAGAUAGGCUACAUUUCAGCUAUGUACACAGUUGGCGCCAUCUGCUCCUUACCAUUCAGCGGACCCGCUUGCGAUAUCCGAGGCCGCAAAUGGGGUACAUUCAUCGGCUGCGUGAUCGUUGUCGCCAGUACUUUCGUCUCCGCACUCUCACAUGGCGUCCCGCAGUUCGUUGCAGGCCGUUUCUUCCUCGGGUUCGGAGUCAACAUCAUUCGAUCCACUAGCUCUAUAUGGUGUGCGGAAGUCUGUCCGCCUGCAUACCGAGGAAUUAUCAUGGCAUUCUACAAUUGCACGUAUGCCGUUGGGUCGCUGAUCGCUGCGGGUGUCACGAGAGGAUCAGCCGGGUAUGCUGGCAACAAGGCUUGGCAGAUUCCACUGUGGUGUCAAAUGAUCUGUCCAGGAAUUGUACUCCUGACUGUACUCUUCUUCCCCGAGUCACCGCGUUGGCUCUUCUCGCAUAGCCAGGAAGAAAAAGCCUUGGAGUUCCUAGCGUACUACCACGGAGAAGGAAACCCAGAUCAUCCACUCGUCCAGCUCCAGCUGCAGGAAUACCGCGAAUUUAUCUCCCUUUCUGGCUCAGACAAGCGCUGGUGGGACUUUAGUGACUUCUACAAGACCAAGGCCGGAAGAUGGCGAUUUAUCAACGCUCUGAUUACCGGUAUCUGGGGCCAGUGCUCAGGUAACGCGGUCGUCACAUAUUACCUCCCAGCAAUGUUGCUCACUACCGGUAUUACCGCGUCUGAACAAGUGCUGAAUGUCAACCUCGGCUACACCGUUGUCUCGACGGUCGCUUCAUACAUAGGUGCUAGCCAGAUCGAGCGAAUGGGCCGUCGACCGACCAUUAUCUGGACGGCUGUGGCCUGUUCGAUAUGUUUUGCAUGUAUCACGAUCGGGUCUGGCAUCUACGCGAAUACGAAAGCGGAACCGGCUGCCUCAGCUGGUAUCGCGUUCAUCUUCGUCUUCGGCUUCUGCUAUAAUUUUGGAAUGACUCCGCUGCAGGCGCUGUAUCCGGUCGAGGCUCUUUCCUACGAGACUCGAGGCAAGGGAGUUGGUCUGACGUUCUCCAUUGCACAUGGGUUCACUCUUCUCAACCAGUUCUGUUUCCCAGUGGCUCUCAAGAAUAUUGGUUGGUAUACCUAUAUUGUGUUCAUUGUUUGGGAUUUGUUCGAAGCGAGCGUGAGUUAUUUCUUCUCAGUCGAGACUAAGAACCAUACACUGGAGGAGCUCUCUGAGAUCUUCGAAAGUCCCAACCCCGUCAAGGCUUCUUUGCAGAAGCCAUUGCCUGCAGACUCUGAGCGUUGA